GCGUCAAAGCACGGGGGAGGGUGCGCGCUCCUGUGCCCAUGGCCAUUGAAAACAAAGCUAACUGCGUGGUUUCUAUUAUAACCGAGGAGAGGUUCAACGAGAGCUGCUUGAACAAGGGCAGAUAAAAGGAGGAUAAUUAUGGAUACAGAACGAUAUUAGGUGCCGUCGAGACCCGGUGGCGGCGCGGAGGACAUUGGUUCCGCAAGACAUCCUCAGAAUCGGAGGAAUUUUUGAGUUUCUCUGCGCCCCGCUGGAGCGCUUUGUUACAUUAGCUGGCUAGCUAACCGGACAUCGCUGCCAUUCCUCCGGCGCACGCGAGGCCGUCUAUGCGACGCCCGUGAGCCGGGGCGAGCCACCAAACUGCCAUGUCGCCGUCGAACGGCGCCCGCUGAGUAGCCGACGCCUCAGACCUAACCGGAGUUUCCCCUCCGCCGUCCGGGAAGCGGGGGAAGCCGGAGCGCAGCGCCGCGGCCGUGUGGAAGCCCAGCUGCACGGCGACAUGGCGGAGCAGAGCUACUCGUCGUGGGCGUACUCGCUCAUCGACUCCAGCCAAGUUUCCACCUUCCUCAUCUCCAUCCUCCUCAUUGUCUACGGCAGUUUCAGGUCGUUAAACAUGGAUUGCGAAAACCAAGAGAAGGAGAAAGACGGGGGGGGCUCUGUACCUGGGGCCUUCAACACCACAGGCGGCAACAACAGCAGCAACAGUGAGUGUAUUCAGACCAUCGACUCCACGCAGGCCCUCUUUUUGCCCAUCGGUGCCUCUGUCUCCCUGCUCGUCAUGUUCUUCUUCUUCGACUCUGUCCAGGUGGUCUUCACCAUCUGCACUGCAGUUUUAGCGACGAUAGCGUUUGCCUUCCUCCUGUUGCCCAUGUGCCAGUACCUGACCCGGCCCUGCUCCCCGCAGAACAAAAUCUCCUUCGGCUGUUGUGGACGCUUCACCCUGGCAGAGCUGCUCUCCUUUUCUCUGUCGAUCACCCUGGUGCUUAUCUGGGUGCUCACGGGACACUGGCUGCUCAUGGACGCUUUGGCCAUGGGGCUCUGCGUCGCCAUGAUCGCCUUCGUCCGCCUGCCCAGCCUCAAGGUGUCCUGCCUCCUGCUCUCGGGACUGCUCAUCUACGACGUCUUCUGGGUCUUCUUCUCAGCCUACAUCUUCAACAGCAACGUGAUGGUGAAGGUGGCCACGCAGCCAGCUGAUAACCCCCUGGACGUUCUGUCCCGCAAGCUGCACCUAGGGCCCGGCAUGGGCCGGGACGUGCCCCGCCUCUCGCUGCCCGGCAAGCUGGUCUUCCCUAGUUCGACGGGGAGCCACUUCUCUAUGCUGGGCAUCGGGGACAUCGUGAUGCCAGGCCUGCUCCUCUGCUUCGUUCUGCGCUACGACAACUACAAGAAACAGGCGGGCAGUGAGCCGCCGGGCCUCCCCAACAUGUCGGGCCGCAUGCAGCGCGUCUCCUACUUCCACUGUACUCUCAUAGGAUACUUCGUGGGCCUCCUGACCGCGACCGUGGCAUCCAGGAUCCACCGAGCCGCCCAGCCUGCGCUGCUGUACCUCGUGCCCUUCACCCUGCUACCCCUGCUCACCAUGGCCUACCUGAAGGGGGACCUGCGGCGCAUGUGGUCGGAGCCCUUCCACACGAAGAGCAGCGGCUCCCGCUUCCUGGAGGUAUGAUCCAGCGUCCAGGAUCUCUGGGAGUGCGCAGAGGAGAGACGGACAGGGUGGGGCUCCCCCUGGGCCCCUCCCCUUCCCUGGGCAGGACGCCUCCCUGCACGCGGAUCUGACCACCGGAUACCCCGCCCCUCUUUAUCCACCCUGUGUCAUCAGUUUGGCGUGUGACUGUCACUUUGACCGGAAGUCAGUUUCUAAUCGGGGAGUUUUUCAUCCUCAGACAUAAACCGCACCCCACCCCCAAACAAAAACAAGUAUAUAUACAUUUUGUUUUUCGUCGGAGGCCAUUCGGACGGCCGUGUUGGACAUCAGUGGGACUGGCCGCUACUGGGGUCUUUUUAAUUUUGCUAUUCUUCUUUUCCCCCAUUUAACCGCCGUGCUCCAGGCUGAGAUGACAUGGGACCAUGCUCUGUGUGUGUGUGUCUGUGUGUGUGUGUCUGUGUGUGUGUGUGUCUGUGUGUGUGUGUGUCUGUGUGUGUGUGUGUCUGUGUGUGUCUGUGUGUGUGUGUGUGUGUGUGUGUUGGCCAGGGACCAGCAAAGGGAUUCAGGAGAGUAGAACUUCUACAACUUGAUGAUUUCUGUAUCAUUUCUAAUACACUACUCCUGGGAUACUUUUCAUAAUUCCCUUUUAUUUAGCAGAUGUUCUUCCUGAAGCACAGGUGUGUCUGUGUAUCCGUCUGCGCGUGUGCCCAUAUUUGCAGUGAAGCAGCGUGCUGUGUGGGUGGCCCGUGUGAAUGCCUGCCCUUCCCGUGUGAAUGCCUGCCCUUCCCGUGUGAAUGCCUGCCCUUCCCGGGUGAAUGCCUGCCCUUCCCGGGUGAAUGCCUGCCCUUCCCGGGUGAAUGCCUGCCCUUCCCGGGUGAAUGCCUGCCCUUCCCGGGUGAAUGCCUGCCCUUCCCGGGUGAAUGCCUGCCCUUCCCGUGUAUCAUGGCCUCGGCUGCUCAAACAAGGACCGACGGACGUGGCUGUGGUGGCCAUGGUGGCUGAAUCCGCCCUUUCUUUCCACAGCCCCUUUUCGGCUUUGCAGCCAUUUUGCGGCAUGGAGACUUUGGAUAGAGAACCAGACAUGGACAAAGCGUGUGUGUGUAUGUGUGCGUGCGUGCACGCAUGCCGGGGGGGGGGGGGGUGCCAAAUGGAGUGAAUGGUGACACCAGUCAUCAGAAUAUUUGUCCCUGUCCUGGAGUGACCCUGCCUGGUACCACCCCCUGCUACACUCCAGUCAGUGGCGGAUGUGUGCAGCUCACCUCGUCUCGGAGCCUGGCCCACGGCUUUCCGAACGGAGCACUUUGCACAGUGGCUGCCAUCGCCUCUGGAGGUGGGUGGGAGAGGGGGGACACAACAUAUAGACUCUUACUGCAGUAGGCAUUGUAAUGACAAAAUAAAGAUAUGGAACGUUUUUUUUUUAUGAAAGUUUUUUUUAAAAAGGAAAAACUCUUCUUUGUAUUGUGUUCUCACUUCGUCUUUGUGCUAUAGUUUAGGCUUUUUGUUACGCUCCGUCCCAUCCUCACAACAGAGGGCGCCAGCUCUGGAUCAUCGCCAUUAUUUCAAUGAAUUCUGUUUAAUUAACGCAGAAUUUAAAAAAAAAUUGAUAAUGUGUGCGAGAUGGAGCCCGGUCAAGUGACCCUAAAGGCGUCGCCUGAUAGGGCGAAGGAUUGGCUGUAAAUAAAGAUGACUAUGACUCUAACUGUACAA
Brienomyrus brachyistius is the source of this 3352-nucleotide messenger RNA. RefSeq names its product signal peptide peptidase-like 3. Bases 500 to 1666 code for a protein of 388 amino acids. The transcript has 11 exons. Gene Ontology annotation, molecular function: aspartic endopeptidase activity, intramembrane cleaving. NCBI's taxonomy places the organism in Eukaryota, Metazoa, Chordata, Actinopteri, Osteoglossiformes, Mormyridae. The record is from RefSeq and is a predicted model, not a curated record. Gene Ontology annotation, biological process: membrane protein proteolysis. Gene Ontology annotation, cellular component: Golgi-associated vesicle membrane; cytoplasmic side of endoplasmic reticulum membrane; lumenal side of endoplasmic reticulum membrane.